AUGUGGCCCUCUCCCCUUGCAAGUAAUGAGGCUCCUCCCUCUCCACGCAACCCUCCAAGUUCUUCGUCUUCCUCUUCUGCUUCGUCUUUCUCGUCGGUUUCCUUUGUUUCGUCUCCUGCGCGCGGGCCCUCUCCCCUUCCUCUUCCCGAGCAUGGAAGCUGCGAGAAUUCGCCCAAACGCGAAGGGGCGAGACGGACCCGACGAGCAGAGACUGUCUCCUCGGAGACUCCCGCCGAGCCUAGCGGGUCGCCUUCGAAGCUGACCGUUCGCGCCGAGCGCUUCUGUUCCCUCCUCGAGCGGUCCAAUAUUGAUCUAAACGAACUGAAGCAGCUGCUCUGGAGCGGCGUGCCCAAGUGCUGUCCGACCUCCGUUCGCAGCGACUCCUGGCGAAUCGUCCUCGGAUACCUCCCCGUCAAUCGCGAGCGCGUCACUCACGUUCUCGCCAAGAAGCGCAGCGAAUACAAGGAACUCCUCGAGCACUACUACGAGAAAGAAGCUCUGUCCGUUGAGGAAGGCAAGCUGCUGCGACAGUUGCGCGUCGACAUUCCGCGCACGCAUUCUGGUCGCCUCUUCUUCAGCCAUCCUCGAAUUCAAGGAUGCAUGGAACGAGCACUGUUUCUCUGGGCCGUGAAGAAUCCUGCCAGCGGAUACGUCCAGGGUAUCAACGAUCUGAUCACUCCGUUUCUCUCUGUCUUCCUCGAGAGCAGUCUCGGACGAGACCCCGACACAGUUUCCAUUGAAGACUUGUUCAUUGCGGUGUACAUCCACCUGCGAUUUCUCUCUCAGAUUCCUGUCGAGAUCCUCGAGGAGGUCGAGGCGGAUUCGUUCUGGUGUCUCUCGAAACUGCUUGCGCACAUUCAAGACCACUUCACUUUCGGACAGCCAGGAAUUCAGCGCUCCGUCUUGAAGCUCACCGACAUCGUCAAGCGAGUUGAUGAGCCGCUGUACGUACACCUGACGUCACAAGGUGUUGACUUCCUGCAGAUGUCUUUCCGGUGGAUGAAUUGCCUGCUUAUGAGAGAGUUUCCCCUCAGAUGCGUCAUCCGCCUCUGGGACACCUACAUCGCCGAGCAAGCUGAAGGCUUCAGCUCCUUCCAUGUCUACGUGUGCGCGGUCUUCCUCGUCUUUUGGUCGCCGCAACUCAAGGAAAUGAACUUCCAGCAGUUGAUGAUUUUCAUCCAAAACUUCCCAACAGCGGACUGGACUGAGCAGGAAAUUGAGACUCUCCUCGCUGAAGCGUACGCGUCAUCUCGGCGACUUCUCAGUCAUCUCUUUCGAAAGUGA
Neospora caninum is the source of this 1284-nucleotide messenger RNA. Its product is annotated as putative TBC domain-containing protein. Gene Ontology annotation, biological process: activation of GTPase activity. NCBI's taxonomy places the organism in Eukaryota, Apicomplexa, Conoidasida, Eucoccidiorida, Sarcocystidae. Gene Ontology annotation, molecular function: GTPase activator activity. The transcript is spliced from 14 exons. The record is from RefSeq and is a predicted model, not a curated record. Bases 1 to 1284 code for a protein of 427 amino acids.